Messenger RNA from Rhizophagus irregularis DAOM 181602=DAOM 197198, 5072 nucleotides. Lineage: Eukaryota; Fungi; Glomeromycota; Glomeromycetes; Glomerales; Glomeraceae. The record is from RefSeq and is a predicted model, not a curated record.
AAAUUUUUAAAAUUUUUAAGAUGGGAUAAUUAUCCUAAAGUUGAAAAAGUUUUAGAACAAUUAAUAUUUUGUUAUAAAUUAGUACUUAGUAAACAAUCACCAAAAAAUUUGGAAGAUAUUUGUAUGGCUAUUUAUAAAUAUAUUAAUGAAAUUUUUGAUUCACGUUCAAGGGAUUAUAAAUCUAAUGUAGAAUUUGAGAUUAUAAAAAAAGCUUUAAAAACUCAUCCAUGGAUUUUAUGUGGAGAAAUAUUUUAUCCAGCUGAAAAAGUAGUUUUUAAUCUUCCAAAUAAAUUUCAUGUUAAUAAUUCUAUAAUUGUUGAACUUCCAACGGAAUAUAAUAGAAUGAAAUCUUUAUUUAGAUAUAUGGGAGUUCGUGAUGAGAUUGGAAUCAAGGAUUUGAUUUUAGUUAUUCAGAAUAUGGUUAAAGUGGAUAAAGAUAAAAUCUUAUCCGCGAUUGAAAUCACAAAUAUUAUUAGAAUUCUUGAACAUAUCGCAAAAAUACAAAAGGAAAAUAAAAGAGAAGGAAUUGAAAGAGAAAAAUUAGAUGGAUUAUUAAUACCAAGUACUGAAGAUACUCUUGUUAAUUUACAUGAAAUUCAAUUUGAUGAUAUGGAGGAUAGACUUGAUGAUGAUGAGAAAAAAGAUUAUAAACUUGCUCAUCGUUUCGUAACUUUGGAUAUCGCUAAAGAAUUGGAAUUACAAACUUUAGCCGGAAAAAUUACUGGCAUUAGUAAUACCGGUGGAGAUAUUAAUUGGGAUGCAUAUGAACAAAAUGAAUUAUUAACUACUAGAAUUAAACAUAUUAUCGAGGAUUAUCCGACGAGCUCCAUAUUUAAAGAAUUUCUUCAAAACGCAGAUGAUGCUAAAGCCACACACUUUUCCAUAAUAGUAGACGAAAGAAAACCAUUUUGUCAUAAUAAACUACAAAAAUCUUUUUUAUCAGAAGAGAUGGAAGAUUGGCAAGGUCCCGCAAUAUGGAUUUAUAAUGAUGCUGAAUUUACUUCAAAAGAUUUUCAAUCUUUGAUUAAACUUGGAGUUGGAGGAAAAUCUGAUGAUGAUACAAAAAUUGGUAGAUUUGGAAUAGGAUUUAAUUGUGCUUUUCAUUUAACAGAUUUACCUAGCUUUGUAAGUGGAAAAUAUAUCGCAUUUUUAGACCCUAAUGCAAAAUAUCUUCCAGCACAAGGAUACCCUCCUAGAAGAUUUAGAGGUAAUAGAUUCAAUUUUAUUGACCUGGAAUUUAAGAAGCAUUUUCCAGAUCAAUGUUAUCCUUAUGAGGCGUUAGGUUGUGAUUUUACAAAAGAAUUUAAGGGAACGUUGUUUAGACUUCCAUUAAGAACUUCUAAAUUAGCGGAACAAAGUGAAAUCUCUAAAAAGGUCCUUAAAAUUAAGGAAAUAUUUGAUAAUUUUCAGAGUAAUAACGAGAUGCUCUUUUUAAGGAAUGUAGAAUCGUGUAGUUUACGUCAUAUAACAAAUGGAAAUAGUGAUUCUCGAUUGAUUUGGGAAGUUAAAAUAAAUAUGAAUGAUAAUUAUCGUAAUAUUCGUAAAAGCGUGGUUCAUAAAUCACAAGUAUAUCAAUUAGAUUUUGAAAUGGAUAUAAAGGGAAAGAAAUCUUCGGAAAUAUGGUUAAUAUGUACGGGAGAACAUGAUAAAACUAGACAUGAUUUUAAAAAAUUUAUGAAGAAUAAACGACUCAAGCCAAGAGGCGGAGUCGCAGCUUUACUCGCUCGAUCUAAUAAAACGUUGGAUAAUUUAAAAGAUGAAUCGUUUCCAAAUCCUCCUGAUGAAUUCGUUGGCGGAAUUUAUAAUUAUUUAUCUCUAUCUAUGAUCACCAAUUUAAGCGUUCAUUUAAAUGGAAAUUUUUCCUUAACUAGCGCGAGAAAUAAUAUUAUACAAUCUGCUACUGAUUUUUUGACGGCUAAUGAUGAAGAUGCAAAAUGGAAUCAAUAUAUUAUGUAUGAUCUUUUACCUGAAUUACAUAUUAUAUUACUUGAAGAGAUCGUUAAACUUGAAAACAUUCGAUUCGAAAAAAUGAAGGCUUCUCGUACUGAUGAUACAAAAAUAAAUUUCAAACCACAUACUUUAAAUAAUCUUUGGCCGAUUCCAAAAAAUUCAAUUAUAGGAUUAUAUAAAAAAUAUGGUUUACAUGUUAUCAAAAAAUUAGGUACAAAUGAUUCAAAAUUUUUCUGGACUGAAGCUAAUGGCGGUAAAUUUGUAUCCUUAAAAGAAAGUAAUGUACAUGAAGAAAGUGAUCCUAUGAUUGCAGAUCUUUUGGCAUAUUGGGGAGUUUCAUCUUUAAAAUUUGAUGAGGAAAAACUGAUCCAACUUAAGGAGAUUUCUAAACAAAGUAGUUUUCCUUAUACGACGAUUGGUGGAAGAACUAUUUGUGACGUAAUACGAAAAAAUGAGGAAUAUAUACAUAUGUUCUAUCAAAAUGAUAAAACUGCCAAAAAAGAAAUUAUUCGUUCUUUAUUAUUCUUAUUACUUGAAUUUAUUCUUAAAAGUAUAGAUGAAUCUUAUGAAAUCCUUAAUAGAUUACCAUUAGUUCCAUUGAAUGAUGGUUCGAUUGGAAAAUUUGGAAAUGUCUAUUAUAUUGGGAAACAAAAGUAUAUAGAUUUAUUCCCAAAAUUUGGACCUUCAAGAUUUGUUCAUAUUGAUCUACCGGGGGCAUUAUUAGAAAUUUUUAGAAGUAAGAAAUUUUCCGUACAAACAAAUAUCAGACGAUUUGAUUCUGCUGCAAUUUUAGAUCUUUUAUCAUUAGAAUUUCAUGAUAUUGAAGAAUUAGAUUAUGAACCUAAUAGUACUUCAAUACCAAAUAGUAAAUGGUUAGAAGAAAUUUGGUCAAAACUUGAAGUUGAUGAUAAUAUCAAUUUUAUUAGACUUUCAAAAUUUCCUCUUUUACCAAUGAUUCAACCUUAUGAAAAACUCGUUCAACUUGAUAUUACAAAUCCACUUAUUAGUAUACGUGAUUAUGAAAGAAAUUUUUAUCCUGUAUUAGUGAAACUUAAAUUACGAUUCACAAAUAAGGAAUUUCCAACUUCAGCUAAUCAUAAUAUUAGACAAUGCGUAUUACCAUUUAAUUCGGUUAAUAUUAUUAAUGCCUUAGAAAGAAUGUGUGUUUCAUCAAAUAUGUCCAUGGAUCAAUUAUUUAAAGAACGUAAUCUUUUACCAAAAGAUUAUGAAAAAUUUAGAAAUUAUAUUAAAGAUAAUAUUGAUGAUUUAAUAAGACAUGGUCGAAGACAAGAUAGAUUUGCUAAUAUUCUUCGUUCAUUACGUUCAUUACCUAUAUGGCCAAUAUGUUCAAGUGAUGACAAAUUUAUUGAUGCGAAAUCUGGAAUCCUUCUUCCACAUAAUCUUCCAUUCUUUCCCUUACAAGAAAAUGUACAUUUUUAUAAAUGUGAUAACGAAAAUGAUUAUAAUGCACUCUUCAACUUAGGCGCAAAUUCAAUUGAUGAAUUAGAAUAUGUUAGAGAUCAUUUCUUACCACAACAUAUAUAUACAAAACCAUCUGAAGAAUAUAUAAAUUUCUUAAAAAAGGUUUUAUCUUUAGAAAAUGGAGAAAUUGAACAAUUUCUUAAAGAAUGUCAAGUAAUUCCAAAUGUAACACAUGAAUCUUUGGUGAAGGCAAAUACUUUAUAUGAUAAUACCGUUCCUUUAUUUUUCAAUGUUUUUGAAGGUAGUGAUAAAUUUUUAGCUCCAGAAUUACAAAAUCCAAGAUUGAUGGGAGCUUUAGAAAGAAUCGGACUUAAACGUCAUGUGAAUGCUAAUACAUUUAUUGAAUGUGCAAAAGAAAUUGAAUCACAAUUUAGAAGAUCCGAAAGUUAUCCAGAAAAUAUAGUUAAACAUCGAGCAAAAUAUGUUACAGAUUAUUUCUAUGGACAUAUUACUAGUUUAGGUUUAACAAUUGAUCAAUUGAAUCAAAUUAUGAAUAUAAAAUUCGUUCCAUCAGAAAAAUAUUUUCAAAAUCGAUUAUUUAAUGAAGAAGCUAAAGUAACUUUAGGUUAUGAAUGUUUUUCAGUACUUUGUUCUCAACAAUAUAAAGAAGUAUGUUGGUCUCAAAGACCUUUAUUUGAAAAAAGUGUUGAACCAAAUAAUAUACUUUAUAGAUAUUUUCCUAAUAUUGGAAAACCAACUUUAAUUGAUGUUAUUAAACAUUGGUUUUUAGUUGUUGAAAAAAUUAAAUUAGGAUCUUUAACUUGGAAAUCUUCAGAAAAUUAUAAAGUUAUUAAGAAGAUAAUUGAAAAAAUUUAUGAAAUAAUGAAUGAAUUUUCACAAGAAAUGAUUCAUAAGAAUAUAAUAAUAUCAUUUAUUACAAAAAAUAGAUUAUUCUUAAAUGGAGAAGAUUUAUUUGAUAAUGAUAAUUGGGUAGCAGGAGAUAAUCUUGUAUUUGGAGUACAAGAAGAUAUUAGUAAAGGAUUAAAAAAAGUUGAUGAAUUUAUAAUGCCUUAUAAAGAUUUAUUGAAACUUGCUGGAGCUCAUGAGUUGGAAGAAAUAAAUAUUAAUGAAUAUGAUCUUAUUCACGAUUAUCAUGAUCAAAAAGAUUUAUUACAUAAUAAUUUAUUAAAAAGACUUAUAAGACAUCCUGAUACGAAACAUCAUGAUGUUAUUUUUAUUGUUGGUGAAGAGGGAACAAGAAUUGGUGCUAGUCGUUAUGUACUUUCUGGUAAGUUAAAUAUCGUUCGUAAGUUUUAUAAUUAAAUAAUUUGUUUAUUAACACUGUAUUUACCAUUUUUUUUUUCAAAUAGCUGCAUCAGAAUACUUUGAGAAAAUGUUUUGUGGUCAUACAGCCGAAUCAGAAGAUAAUAGACAGGUUGAAGUUAGAUUAGAUUAUAUCCAAUCAAAUUCUUUCCGAGUAUUCCUUCGAUGGUUAUAUGGAGAAUCUUUUGAAGAAGCAAGUUCUACUUUGAGAAAACGAACUGAAGAAGAAAAUUAUGAUUCUUAUUAUUUAGAUUUUCUUGUCAAUUUAUUAAAAAUUACAGAUAUAAGUGGAUGUAAACCACUUAAAGAUAUAGUAGAAAUUACAAUUAUGAAAGAUGGUUGUGUUAAUAUUAAUAAUGUAAUUGAAAUGUCAGAAU